GACUGCGCAAGGAGCUCCUGUCUCGUGCAGCGUGCUUGUAUUUGCGGUAAUUCUAUAUAUCAAGCGCCGGUGCUGCUGGGAAAUAAAAUGAUGAUAAAAUAUGCAUAUAUUGACUGCCUCACGUACUCAGAUAAAAGGGUGACGAGAAUAAUACACAUUCCGAAAAUGGCGUGCAAAUGGAUAUCACAGGAGACCUUUGAUGCUGUCGUACUAGAAAAUAUUGCAGAGUUUGAUAUGGAACCGGAAGAAGCUUUAACUGAAGCCAUUCAACAGUUUGAAUCGCAGGGAGUCGACUUGACCAACAUAAUCAAGGCUGUGCGGAUACAAAGUGAGGAAGGUGACGCUGCUCCAAACCAUGAUAUCCUGCUGACAUUAGAAUCCUUGAGAAAUGCUGUGGGAACAUCUUCUAUAAGCAGUGUAUCAGAGCUUCUCGUACAGUUUGGAGAUCAGUGCAAGCAGAGCAUGGCACAUCGGUACCUUGCUGGACAGAAGUCUGCCUACCCUGUGGUACUGGAAGCAUGGAAACUGUGUGAGGGAGACAAAGAGACUCUUUUAAAUGCCCUUUAUGGUAUGUCUUCUCUCACUGAUGGGCAGCCUGAUUUUCUGGAGAAUGUGGGACAAGAACUGUUAAUUCGUACCCUGCAGAAUUACUCAAAAGAUGUUGAAGUGACUUUAUUUGCCAUUCGCCUUGCCCGCCAUGUAUGCCUAAAGCAUGAACAGAACCGCCAAAACCUUGUUAAGGCAGGAAUCUUGCGCCAUCUUACACAGGCCAUAUCAAAACAUGGCACGGACCCAGAUGUUGUACGUGAAGCAUGCUCUGCCUUGAGGAUCAUGACCUUUGAUGAUGACAUCAGAGUUCCAUUUGGACAGGCUCAUGACCACGCUAAAAUGAUUGUUUUGGAGAAUAAUGGCUUAAACUUAUUGAUAGAGGCCGCAAAAGGCUUCACAGAUAACAGUGUAGUCUUAAGUGAACUGUGUUCUACUGUUGCUCGACUUUGCGUGCGUAAUGAGUUCUGCCAAGAUGUGGUCGACCUGGGUGGGCUGAACUUUAUGCUGGCCCUGCUAGCUGACAGCAUCGAUCAUCAGGACCUUGUAAAGCAGGUACUGAGCGCCAUCAGAGCCAUCGCAGGGAACGAUGAUGUGAAAGACGCUAUUGUAAACUCCGGGGGAACGGAUUUGGUUAUCCUUGCGAUGACCAGACACCUCUCCAACACCCAGAUCUGUGAUCAGGGCUGUGCCGCCCUUUCUAUGUUAGCCCUUCGUAAACCAGAGAACUGUAAAGUCAUUAUGGAAGGAGGUGGGGCUUUGGCUGCUCUCCAAGCAAUGAAGGCUCACCCUAAGGAUUCAAUUGUACAGAAACAAGCCUGCAUGGUGAUCAGGAACCUGGUGUCCCGCACUCGCGAUUUCUCACAAUCCAUUCUGGAAAUGGGAGCAGAGUCUUUAAUUCUCCAAGCCCGCAGCACUCACAAGGACUGUGACGAUGUCGCCAAAGCUGCUCUGAGGGACCUAGGAUGUGAAGUAGAGCUAAAAGAGCUAUGGACUGGCCAGAAAGGCAGCUUGGAGCAGUAACCUCAGUAUACCUUAUACCCAUAUUAAAAAAAAAAAUUGCCAAAUGUGAUGCCUUCAGUGUAUCCUUGAUAGUAAGAGCAAAUUCCUAUUUAUUUUAUUUUAUGACAUGAUAUAUCUCAUUUAUUACUCUGUUUCCUUGCAGUAUCGAAUGUCUUCACAUAAUUGCCUAAGCCCACUUUCUGCAUUUGCUUGUUGCAGCAUUAAAAGUGCAGCUACAGUUGUAUUACAGUACCUUUACAUGGACUGAUAGAACAGGCAGUGAUAUAGAAUACGUUCUUGAUCAUUGCCUACCCGUUAGCAGCAUUGACCACCAAUGUCUGGGGGUGAAAGACUGUUACUGCAAUUGUUCACCCCCAUACAGAUUCAUUGUUCAUCGGCAGCACAACAUGGCGACGUGCAGUAGACAAAUCAGCAUUUUUUUUGUGCCGCAUAAAGGAUGCGAUCUGAUACAAUCAGAUAAUUGGCUUGUUUAAAAGAGCCUUUAAAUGUUGAUCAUGAAUAUGAGCCCCUGAGACUUUGUGGUCAUGCACUGUCUUCUGGCAAGUGGAAGAAAACAAGCUUAGGUCUCAUGCACAUGACUGCAUGUAUUUGUGGGUGAUGUCCGUCUUGCAUCUGUUUAGUUUUUUUGCAGACCCAUUGACUUAAAUGGGUCCAUGGUCCACGUUGUGCGGCCAAGGAUUAUCCGUGUUCUUUCCGCAUCCAUAUGGCCGUUCCAAAUGCAACAUGUGCAUGAGGCCUUAUCCCUGAGACUGUGAGAGUUACACUUUGUUCUUUAUCCAUACAGGAAUUCAAUCAAACACCAUUUCUUAAAUCUUCUUAUAACGGCAAACAACUUUUCUUUUGAAUUCACUGUUUGGAUCUUUAAUGUAUUCUUUUGCUGCAUCUAUAGACUGAAAAGUCACUGACUGUGUCAAAUUUGGGUAAAUUUGAGUAUGGGGUGACUGGGGAAUGCUGGUUAGCUAUUCACUGUGGAUGCCAUAAUCAUCUUUGUUAUUUCUAUGCUCACUGAUCCAAACAGUGAGUCUCCAAUCAAUAGAGAUGAGCAAUAGAGAUGAGCAAAAGAAUGGAGAAAAUAUCCAAACCGAGAUUUUCACACAAGUUCUAAAAGUAGAUAAAGAUAACCAAGCAAAGUCAAAAUAUUAGACUUCAAAGGGGUUAUCCAAUUUCAAGAACCUCCCCCCCUCACAAGUGCCGGGCCCCUCACAGGUAAUUUACUUACCCCGGUCCUGGCGUCUCUCCUAGUCCCCGAAACACUGCUG
Molecule: messenger RNA, 2828 nt
Organism: Bufo gargarizans (Asiatic toad)
Lineage: Eukaryota; Metazoa; Chordata; Amphibia; Anura; Bufonidae
Gene: ARMC6
Product: armadillo repeat containing 6
Exons: 8
Coding region: 88-1569 (493 amino acids)
Biological process (GO): hematopoietic progenitor cell differentiation
Molecular function (GO): protein binding
Source: RefSeq, a predicted model, not a curated record